UGUUUUGCAGAUGAAAUUCUCUCCGAUCACCGCCAUCUCAAUCUAUCCCCACCAUUCCUAUUCUAAACCCUAGUCCUUCUCCAUCGUCCGAUCUUCCCAAAUCCACAACCUUCCAUUUCUUGUACGACGACGGUGAAUUCGGGAAUCCCUUCGUUUUUGGCGUAAGUGUUCAUGAAGAAUCUUCAAACCCUAGAAAUGUGUUUUGAAUUCGUGCAGAAAAAAGUACAAACAAUCAAUAGAUAGUUUCUUGAUUCAACAUUCAACGGAUCUGCAGUAUCUCGAGUUUAUCGAAAACAAUACAGAAAAAGAUAAGAAACCAUCGUUGGAGAAGGCUAACAAUGAAAUAAAGGUUGAGGGUCUUGGGAAACCCCUCAAAGCCCUCAAGAAUAAUAAAAAGAAAUCUGAUUCAAGCAAUCCUAAUUUUGCAUCCGAACAUUCAAAAUCUAAUCUCGAGGCUGAAAAUGCUGCCUUGUCCUCAAGUGAAUCCCAGCAUGAAGCUGCGGUAGCUGAGAAUGAGCUCGCGCUGAAACAGAUGUUAUCUGAGGCAGCUUUUACCUGAUUGAAAGAAUCAGGAACUGGACUUCACUGCAAGUCUAUUCAAGAUUUGAUCGACUUAUCUCAGAAAUAUUACAUGGAUGUUGCUAUCCCAAAACUGGUAACUAUAUAAUUUUGUUAUAUUGGUUUGCUGCAAGGCUUUCUUGAUAACAUGACCGUCAUGAUUUUUAUGACUGUUAAUUAUGCAAUACAGGUAGCAGAUUUUGGCUCAUUGGAACUCUCUCCAGUUGAUGGCCGCACGCUAACUGAUUUUAUGCAUACUAGGGGUCUACGAAUGUGAUCUCUUGGGCACGUUGUCAGUGCUCUAAACUUUAUUUACUUGUCCUCUUUGUUGAUAAAUAGCGUUCCUUUUUCAUGCUUCUUCUACAGUCCACAGUCACAAAUGGCAUUCAUUAGUGUUUCAUUGACAACUCUAUAAUAGCAUUACUAACUCUGAAAAUAUGCCUUUAGGGAUUGUAAAUGUUGGUCACCCACAGUUCUUUCCAAACUAAAAUACUUUAUAUUUGCAUCAAAGUUUCUGUUUUUGCCCUUUUAUUGUCUGCCACACAUUUUUAGAAGGUCUUGAGCGGGAUUUUGUUUUAGUUUUAUGAUAAUGUACGUGAGCUUUUCCAUGUUGUAUGAUGUUUGCAUUUUGCUUAUCUUCACAGGUCAAGCUUUCUGAAAAACUUUCACAUGUGCAAUCACUUUGCAUUCAUGAGAUGAUAGUUCGAGCUUUCAAGCACAUCCCGAGGGCAGUGAUUUCUGCUGUUGUUGACAAGGAGAAAAUGGCUUCAUCAAUAGCUGGUGCAUUGAAUUUGCUGCUUGGUGUUCCUGAAAAUAGAGAAACGGAUAAAUCAUGUGAUGUCCACCCUCUUGUGUGGAAAUGGCUAGAGUUGUUUUUGAAGAAACGAUUUGACUGGGAUCUUAACAGGUUGAACUAUAAAGAUGUGAGGAAAUUUGCAAUUCUACGUGGCUUGUGUCACAAGGUGGGAAUUGAGCUUGUUCCAAGGGAUUUCGACAUGGAUUCUCCAUUUCCCUUCCAAAAAACUGAUAUUGUUAGCUUGGUCGCAGUUCACAAGCAAGCAGCAUGCUCAUCUGCAGAUGGAAGGCAGCUCUUGGAGUCCUCCAAAACAGCUUUAGACAAGGGAAAGCAUGAAGAUGCUGUUACCUAUGGGACAAAGGCUCUUGCGAAGCUUGUAGCAGUUUGUGGUCCCUACCAUCGGAUGACAGCAGGAGCAUACAGCCUCCUUGCUGUAGUUUUAUAUCAUACCGGAGACUUCAAUCAGGUUUUGUUUUUCUCUUAUAUGUUUUUCUACUCGUUGGAGGAAGGUCUGGGAAAUGUACACAUUGCUCUCAGAUAUCUUCACAAAGCAUUAAAGUGCAACCAAAAGUUACUUGGUGCAGAUCAUAUUCAGGUUUUAUGUUCAUUUUAUUUUCUGUUUUUGCCACAGUUUGAAGGAUUCUUGUUUAAUUGGAUUCUUGAUAAAUUGAAUUGACGGAGAUGCAUUAUGUAGUCCUAAAUUUGAUUAAUUGAAUUGACGGAGAAUGCCAUUGGAUAUUGUUGUAAAUAAAUAGUAAAUAUUCUAUUAUUAGGAGUAAUCUUCUAUUAGUAAUUUGUAUUUGACCCAUGAGCCAAUUAGGUUAGAAUAGCCUAUAUAAACACAUUAGUGAUUGUAAAUUAUUCAUAACUUGAAAUAUAAUAAUAUAUUCAGUUUUCACAUGGCAUCAGAGCUCUCGUUCUUUGAGGGCCUUGCUUCCGCAUAAACCCUAGCCGCCUUCAUUGCGGUCAUAAACCCUAACUGCCUUCAUUGCAGGAUUAGGAUUUGUUACUACUGCCUUUAUUGCAGUUUCAGCAAACAGUUGCGAAAUCACUGUUCACGUGGUACUGUUCAUCCACGACACUGUUCACGCGCGUGCUGUUCAUAGCAGUACUGUGCGUCACUGUUCAUUCAAAAAAAAAAAAAACUUGGAUUUUUUGCUAUUUUGUUCUCCUUAUUAAGACAAUCACAUGACAUCGGUCAAUAUGUCAAAAAAAGGAUUUGUUCCACUCAACCAAGAUGAAAUAAAGAGGUUGAAAUCUUUUCUUAGUGAAUUGGAGACACCAACAACGGUUACAACUUCUCUGGCAUAUUCAGGUAUGUUUCCGUUUCCACUUUCUCUUGGUAAGUCUCAAUUUUCUGUUGGAUUUAAUGCUUCGGAUAAACCCUAUAACCAAUAUUGGAUACUGGAUUCUGGAGCCACUGACCACAUGACACCCUUACCCACACAAUUUUCCACUUAUUCAC
Trifolium pratense (red clover) is the source of this 2819-nucleotide messenger RNA. RefSeq names its product protein REDUCED CHLOROPLAST COVERAGE 1-like. The transcript has 6 exons. The record is from RefSeq and is a predicted model, not a curated record. The coding region runs from base 1173 to 2030 and encodes 285 amino acids. Gene Ontology annotation, cellular component: cytoplasm. Gene Ontology annotation, biological process: organelle organization. Lineage: Eukaryota; Viridiplantae; Streptophyta; Magnoliopsida; Fabales; Fabaceae. Gene Ontology annotation, molecular function: protein binding.